UUCAUCUCAGCCACCUGUUCUACGGAGCUCACAUCCCUGAAAAUUCUUCUCUCAAGAAAAAAAAGAAAGAAGAAGAAGAAGGAAAAAAAAAAAAAAACCCUAGUUCUGUGAUUUUCACUCUCAUUUGGUGUGCACUGAAGUUAGUCUCCGAUUUCUCUCUCAUUUUCUCUCUAAACUCUCCAUGGAAACAAACACUUACUCUAUUUGGCGGGCUCCUGUUUUCCAACACGUUGACUCGUAUUCGCAUUUCAGAGUUUCGUGGAAUCCUAGAUUGAUCGGGUCUCCAUGCCGUCCUCUGAAGCUGAGGCUUCGAAGAAGCUCACAGAUUUUCGCAUUGAACUCGACUUCAACAAGUGAAGGUAACCGUUCUUCUGCGGCGGAGAGUGGAGAGACCGAGAGUUUGGGUUCUGUGAGUCCCAUUUAUGUGCCUACGCCUUCCAAUCGAGAACUUCGCACUCCACACAGCGGGUACCAUUUUGAUGGAAGUCCCCGCCAGUUUUUUGAGGGGUGGUACUUCAAGGUCUCAAUACCAGAACAGAAGCAGAGCUUCUGCUUUAUGUAUUCUGUGGAGAAUCCUGCAUUUCGGAAGAAGUUGGGGACAUUCGAAGAAUUACAAUAUGGUCCUCGAUUUACAGGAGUUGGGGCUCAGAUUCUUGGUGCCGAUGACAAGUAUAUUUGUCAAUUCUCAGAAGAAUCUACUAACUUUUGGGGAUGUAGGCAUGAGCUAAUACUGGGGCAUACGUUUGUUGGCAGAAAAGACUCGCGGCCUCCAAAUAAGGAGGUCCCUCCUGAGGAUUUCAAUAGAAGAGUGAUAGAAGGUUUCCAAGUCACCCCACUUUGGCAUCAAGGUUUCAUCCGUGACGAUGGCAGAUCAAAUUAUGUGGAUACUGUAAAGACUGCACGGUGGGAAUAUAGUACUCGCCCCAUUUAUGGCUGGGGUAAUGUUGGGUCUAAACAGAAGUCCACAGCUGGCUGGCUUGCAGCUUUUCCUGUAUUUGAACCCCAUUGGCAAAUAUGCAUGGCGGGAGGACUCUCAACAGGUUGGAUAGAGUGGGAUGGUGAAAGGUAUGAGUUUGAAAAUGCCCCUUCUUAUUCAGAAAAGAACUGGGGUGGAGGUUUCCCAAGAAAAUGGUUUUGGGUCCAAUGCAAUGUCUUUGAAGGUGCAGAUGGAGAAGUUUCUUUGACUGCAGCUGGUGGGUUGAGGCAAAUACCUGGAUUGACUGAAGUGUUUGAAAAUGCUGCAUUGGUUGGAGUUCACUAUGAUGGAAUUUUCUAUGAAUUUGUGCCAUGGAAUGGAGUUGUUAGCUGGGAAAUUAAUCAAUGGGGUUACUGGUACAUAUCUGCAGAGAAUGAAUCACAUAUGGUAGAAUUAGUGGCAACAACAAAGGAUCCAGGUACUACAUUGCGUGCCCCUACCACGGAAGCUGGCCUUGCUCCUGCCUGCAAAGAUAAUUGUUCUGGUGCACUAAAAUUGCAAAUAUGGAAACGAACAUAUAAUGGCAGUAAAGGAAAGAUGAUUUUGGAUGUUACAAGCAACAUGGCUGCAGUUGAAGUUGGGGGAGGACCGUGGUUCAACACCUGGAAAGGCAAGACUGCUGCACCAGAGCUUGUUCGCCUUGCUCUUCAGGUUCCUGUUGAUGAAGAUGCGAUAUUUGGUUUGGCUCCAUUUUUUAAGCCCCCUGGCCUGUAGCUGUCUGGUCUCGCCAAGCCUUCUAUUAUUCUUUGAUGAAUUAUCAAGUGAUUUAUGGAUUAUCACGAGGGAGGGAUCGGGACCAAUUUGAUAUCCAACUCAAAAAAGUCACUGUGACAGGGAUUAAAAUGUCGUGAGUCGAUGGGCCUCGAUAUAUCCCAAGGAUAUAAAACUGAAUAAUAAGCUAUUAUUUUGAUGUCUGAGGGAUUUUAACCCUUGAUAAAAGUUUCAUCCGACACCUA
Messenger RNA from Vitis riparia (riverbank grape), 1932 nucleotides. RefSeq names its product tocopherol cyclase, chloroplastic. Bases 182 to 1690 code for a protein of 502 amino acids. Gene Ontology annotation, molecular function: tocopherol cyclase activity. The record is from RefSeq and is a predicted model, not a curated record. NCBI's taxonomy places the organism in Eukaryota, Viridiplantae, Streptophyta, Magnoliopsida, Vitales, Vitaceae. The transcript is spliced from 10 exons.